AUGGAUCCACCACAUCGUCGACAACCUCGUUUCAAAAUAACUUGGUGGAUGCGAAAAAAGUAUAAUAUCAAAAAAUGGUUCCGUGAAUUGUUCAGUACCCGCUUUCACCUCCGUGGAAGCAUCAUCCGUCUUCGACAUAUCUAUCCGCAUCCAUUCUUAGCCCUUUUUCGGCUUUUCAUACCAUUUCCAUCGUGGAGCUUUCCGCUACCUGAACCUGUUGCUCCUUCCGCCAUUGCCCAAAACGAGAAAUUAUACGAAAUUCGCAAUAAACAUCAUGGAACUCUCCGCAAUGUCCAAGUCUGGAGAGCUCGUGACACUCCACUCCGCUGUGUUUACCGCAUGUAUGAGAUCUUAAUGAUGGGUGACUAUGUUCCGUUAGGUAGCGAGACGGAAUAUUUUUGGCGUCAAUGGACAAAGAAAUGGUCUCUGAGUUCAAUACCAGAUCCCAAAGAUACUGAUCCCGUUCGUUAUGCAAUUGUUGCAUGUAUAGUGGAGGAGUUGGUACGCGCUUUCAACUGGAGGUUGGCUCUGGGAAUGCGUCGCGAUGGGAAAAAUAUUCGACGGGAGAAUGAAGGUGAUCCAUAUCCCCCGUAUACUCCUGUUGUCGGACCUGAUUGGACACGUUCUGUGCCUUCCAUUGAGCCAGACAUGCUAAAGGAUUUACCCUCUGAAAUGGUGACUGAGAGUGGAAAAUUGGUUCUCGAAGAACGUGGGUGCGAUGAAAACUUCGCAAAACGGAACAUCAUCACGAAUGUCGGCUGGUUCUAUACAGUGUGA
This is a messenger RNA of Botrytis porri, 777 nucleotides long. RefSeq lists its product as uncharacterized. NCBI's taxonomy places the organism in Eukaryota, Fungi, Ascomycota, Leotiomycetes, Helotiales, Sclerotiniaceae. The record is from RefSeq and is a predicted model, not a curated record. Bases 1 to 777 code for a protein of 258 amino acids. The transcript has a single exon.